CAGAGUCACAACAACACACACUUCAUUUUCCUCUGCAUCCACGGCAGAUCAUCAAGCAGGCCAUCAUGUCCACCAACACGUCCGACUCCUGCUAUAACGAGACCAACCACAUCAAAGUGGUCCCUGUGGUCAUGUACUCCUUCAUCGCCAUCAUCGGCUUCAUUUUAAACUCCAUUGCAUUGGUGGUUUUCUGCAGUAACGGCAGAUCCAGAUCCCAGACCAUUGUCUACAUGACCAACCUGGCCAUAGCAGACCUGCUGCUGAUCCUCACGCUGCCCAUGAGGAUCUACUACCACCUGGGGUAUAAUCUACUUUCUCAGUGGCUGUGCAACAUCCUGGGUCUGGUCCUGAAGGCAAACAUGUACAGCAGCAUCUACCUCCUCAUGAGCAUUUGCUUCGACCGCUGCUUGGCCGUUACCCUCCCAAUGUCGGCGCGGGUCCAGGGUCUGAGGAAGAAGGCGCCGCUGGUUUGUUUUGGGAUUUGGCUGCUAACGUUUGGCGCCAGUAUACCGAUCUAUUUCUCAAAGCACAUCAACAAUUCAACAGAAACUCAGAGGCACUGUUUUGACAGCCUGCCAGUCUUCGCAAUAAACCCUUUUGUGGUCAUACCCACGCUCGUCUUGGGCUUCGGGGUCCCGUUAGUACUCAUGCUAAUCUGCUCCUGGUUUCUCAUCCGGGCCGUCCGACGCAGCACGGUGGCUCAGACCGACCUGGUGGACAGCUCAAAGAUCUCAAAGAUGAUCAUCACCAGCCUCCUCAUCUUCGUUAUCAGCUUUGUCCCAUACCACGCCACGCUGCUCCUCCUCUCCCUGAACAGAGAAAACAUCCCGUGUCCCAUGCUGGCGGCACACCGCCACAGCCUGAUGGUGGCGUGCUUCAACACCGUGCUGGACCCCGUGGCUUAUUAUUUCACCACCGACACCUUCAGGAAAAAGGUGGACAUGGGUGUGGUCUGGAGGAUGUUACCACUAAACAGUCAGAGUUCUGAUCUGAACAAAAGGACUAGAUCACCUGAUCGCCAGGACAGCUGAGGACCAAUGAAGGACUGAGCCAGAUCACCUGAGGACCGCUGAGAACUAAUGAAGGACUGAGCCAGAUCGCUGGAAAGUGAGAGGGGAAAAGACACAAUUAAGACUUUUAAAACGCAAACUGUAGAAUUAUGGCAACUGGUGAGACUCUGAGAUUUCCAGAUAGAAUCGAUCAGGUUUUAGGGCUCAGGAAGCUGAAAACCUUCACUUUGAGUGGAUAUGAGUCUGCAGCAUUUUUGUGCCAUUUGUCUUCCCUUCAUCAGAAAUGUGUUUUAAGCCAGGUGUACACUGUACGAUUUUCCAUCGAUUCAGCCACAAAUUUGGAGUCACACAGGGAGUUGUGCGACUCUCAGUCGGGUCGGCGUUGUUACCCGUGCUGUGUACAGGGACAUACGAUGGCCGACCACAGCCUGCUGCACGACCUUACGAUCAGCUCCCGACUGGUUGAGAGGAUUUCUGGCAUGUUUGAUAUUUUGGUCGUACGACUCCAGACACUUCACAGUCAGAGCAGAAACGCGAGCAGAAUAAACAAUUUUGGGGGAUUGUUUACCUUUGUAAAUGGUCAGACAACAUCCUACAUUACCAUGACAACAGCUGGAAUCACUUUCUGAUGCACCUCACUAUGAUCAAGUAAAUGAACAAGCAGGAAAUACUCCUUUCUGCUGACCUGCGCUGCACCUGCAGACACACACAGGGAGAGAUAGCGUGAGAGGGAGAGAGAGAGGAUGUGCUUCACCCUGAAUGUGUGAGCCUUUAAAAAAGGAAACUCCGCGGGUUUCUGUCACAGUCCGUACAACUCUAGUUGCACAGUGUGAGUGCUCAGGUCGUGCACACCUGUACCCCUGCACUUGGUUUAACCCAAGAAUUUUAAAAUUGUUAGGACCUGCAAAUAUCUCUUGGGCCUAUAUUGCCAAAUCAACAGGAAGUGUGUCAUUUUGAUGUCUUCUUUUUGCUAGAAUACAGACUAUUUCAGGGGUCAUAAAAGUUCUUACUUCAUAUUUGGUGUAUAGUGAGAGAGGUCAUUGGCACAAAUGUAUUUCAGACUUAUCCAUUAAUCAAAGGCUGUGGAUGAAGCUCUUUAAAAUAAGAUUUCAUUGCAUUACACAGAUUCCCGCCCCUUCGUGAGCACGGCUUGUCAAAGUUUGACUUCUCUCCAUGCAACAGGAAGGUACUCAAUCUCCAUUAAACAUGGUCUAAACUCAGACUCUGGCUGCAUGGUAAGAGCCCCUAUUAGAAGAUUUCCUCAUGGCAGCUCCUCAGCGCCACCUACUGGUGAGACACAGUAACCUGAACCAGAACCACAUUUACCUUUUUUGACCCCAAAGCUGUGAGUGUAAAUAAGCACCAGUGUGACGCCUAUCCUGUAGUUUUGACACAACCCUUGCACAUACAAAGCCCCAAUCUGCGGGGGGUGGGGCAUCUUUGCUUGUGGUUUGAAGUUUUAUUUGCAUGCAUGUCUUUCAUCGAGCCUGGUCUGUAAAUGUUUUUGUGUAAUGUUGUACUAUCAGAGAUGCUGAGAUUCUGUUAAUUGAUGUAAAGAUAUUUUUGACUCUUGAUAGAUUUAUGUUCCAUUAAUUUACAACAAAGAGACACGCUGUGUGAAAACUACGGGGAUUGUUCAGGGAUGUUCUUGCAUUUGCUGUGCAAGUGCAUUUAGGAACCACACUCCCAAUAAGCAUCAGAGCUUUCUGCAAUAAAAUUCUUCCUCUGACGUUAUGGAUUUUUUUCCCGUGAGCUUUGGAAAACCAAAGACAGCAGAAAAUGAUCCGGUUGGGCUAACCAUGGUUGCUUUCUCAAAGUCUGCCCUAUGCAUUUCUUCUUUCUUGGUUUAGAUUUGUGAUUUUUAGUGAUGAUAAUAAACUGACUUUAUGUUACAUGGGUCUCUGAGUGAAAGCUGUCCUGUCCGU
Messenger RNA from Cheilinus undulatus (humphead wrasse), 2935 nucleotides. Its product is annotated as lysophosphatidic acid receptor 6. The transcript is spliced from 2 exons. NCBI's taxonomy places the organism in Eukaryota, Metazoa, Chordata, Actinopteri, Labriformes, Labridae. Gene Ontology annotation, cellular component: membrane. Gene Ontology annotation, molecular function: G protein-coupled receptor activity. Gene Ontology annotation, biological process: behavioral response to pain; G protein-coupled receptor signaling pathway. The coding region runs from base 66 to 1031 and encodes 321 amino acids. The record is from RefSeq and is a predicted model, not a curated record.